UUUAUUACUUCAGAAAGAAGACACGUACAAAUUGAAAAAAAUGUGUGUCACCAUUUUGGAAUUGUGCCAAAUUUUCUUUAUUUGAUAUUUAGUAGUCAGAAUCAUUCUUUGCUUUCAGAAUAAUUAGAUGAUUGAUGUCAAUGAUUGCAAAUAAAAAGUUUUAUUUGCUAUAGUAAAUGUAUAUCGAAAAAUGUUAUAAAUUCAAUAUGAAUUAAUUUUGACACAGAACGAUUCGGGAAAGUUAAACUACAGUUAACUUAAAUUAAUAGCUACAAAGCAUUCUCGCUAUUUGAUUUGUAUUAACUGUGAAGCUCUUCUUUCUGUAACGCUCUCAUUUGCGAGUUAUAUGGUCUUUUAUUUGGAAAUUGAAUAUGAUUUUAGAGUACAAUGGCUCUUCUAUGAUCAAAUUCUAUGGGAGGUCAAAUUCAAGGUAGCACCGUCUCCCGUAUCGUAUUUGACAAAGUUGCGCGCGCUGGUGCAACGUUUCCCGUGAUUUAAUGGGCGAGCACAGAGCGGGAGUUCAGUCGGCGACGCGCGUUCCUUGUCACCGUGUGCUCUCGUACAUCCUGCUCCAGCAUCCCUCGCGCAUGGACCUGUGCACGCUCGAUAACGCAGGUUCACGCAUGAUAUGACUCAGUCCCGCGAGGUUCUGGCGAUGAUGGACGCGCACACAACCACGUUUGGACGUAAAAGAGGCUGUACGAUUUCGCGAUGUGGUGCCUUUCUUUUGGGCGCAUUUUUUCUAAUUAGUAUAGUCGCCACCGGUUUAUUGGUGUAUCAUUUUGCACCUUGCCUUGAGGAGAAACAAGUCAAGCAAUGCGACGAUUUGCUUGACAAUCCGUUUUUGCAAACCGGGAGAGGUUUUCCGACAACGUCGGCAAAGAAAAAAAUAGAUGUCAGAUUACCGAAAUCCGUCGUGCCCGAUUUGUACCAAUUAUGGCUGACACCCUUUAUAUGGGAGGGUAACUUCACUUUCCAUGGCGAGGUUAAGAUUUUCGUGAAUGUGACGAUAGAUACGAACAAUGUCACGUUGCACGCCGUCGACAUGAAGAUUGAUGAAGGCUUUACUAGUAUUAGGGAAUACUCGGCUAGCACUAACAAGACUAAGGUAAUCGGGAUCGUGGAGCAGAGAAACGACACCGACAGGCAAUUUCACGUAAUUAGAACAUCGGACACGUUAAGAGAGGGCAAGCAGUAUGUGGUGCAUCUCAAGUUUAUUGGGUAUCUGAACGACUAUCUGCAAGGUUUCUACAGGAGCUCGUAUACGGUUGGCAAUCAAACGAGAUGGAUCGCUACGACUCAGUUCCAACCAACGGAUGCGCGCCGUGCUUUCCCGUGCUUCGACGAGCCGGCUUUGAAAGCCAAGUUCCAGAUCAACAUAGCGCGUCCCAGAAACAUGACGUCUAUCUCGAAUAUGCCCAGGAAAGGGGAACCGAUGCCAGUACCCGGUUUACACACGUAUGUAUGGGACCAUUACGAACGUUCGGUACCGAUGUCUACAUAUUUGGUGGCCUUCAUAGUUUCCGACUUGGACAAAUUGGAAGACGGUAACUUCAGAGUUUGGGCGCGUCAUGAUGCCAUUAAUCAAUCGCAGUACAGCUUGAGUAUUGGACCGAAGAUACUCGGAUAUUUUGAGAAUUACUUUAAGAUCAAGUUUCCUUUGCCGAAGAUGGAUAUGGUCGCGCUACCUGACUUCUCUGCUGGCGCCAUGGAGAAUUGGGGCUUGAUAACUUAUAGGGAGACAGCAAUGUUAUAUCAGGAGGGUGUAUCGACCAGUAGUAGCAAACAGCGGGUAGCCACUGUGGUAUCUCACGAGCUCGCGCAUCAAUGGUUUGGAAACUUAGUGACUCCUAGUUGGUGGACGGAUCUUUGGUUGAACGAGGGGUUCGCCAGUUAUGUUGAAUACAUUGGCAUGGAUGCGGUAGAACCGUCAUGGAAGGUCCUCGAACAAUUCGUUAUCCACGAUCUACAAAAUGUAUUUGCUUUAGACGCUUUGGAAUCUUCUCAUCCUAUAUCUAUUAAAGUCGGCCAUCCUGAUGAAAUCAGUGAAAUAUUUGAUAAGAUUUCGUACGGAAAAGGUGCCUCCAUAAUAAGAAUGAUGGAUCAUUUCCUCACAACAAAAGUUUUCAAGCAGGGUUUAACUAAUUAUUUGAAUGGAAAAGCCUAUCAAAGUGCCGAACAAAACGAUUUGUGGUACGCUUUGACCGAACAAGCUCAUAAAGACAAGGUACUCGAUCCGAGUGUAACUGUUAAACAAAUUAUGGACACUUGGACUCUGCAAACCGGCUUUCCUGUGAUCACUGUUACGCGCAAUUACAAGAACCGCGGUGUAACAUUAACGCAGGAACGCUUCCUGCUCCGUAAUGGCACUACGACGACCACAGAGAAAUCGGAACCAUUAUGGUGGGUACCCAUCACUUAUACGAGUGAGAAGCAAUUAAACUUCGAUAACACUCAACCCAUGAAAUGGAUGAAAGCGGAACGCUCGAUCAUUCUCAAUGAUUUGGAUGUGAAUUCGUCUCAAUGGAUACUUUUCAACGUGCAAGAAACUGGAUACUACAGAGUGAAUUAUGAUAGAGAGAACUGGCAGAUGAUAAUCAAGCAAUUAAAUAAACAAAAUUUCAAAGACAUUUCGACGAUCAAUCGAGCACAAUUGAUCGAUGAUGCUCUUAACUUAGCCAGAGCUGGUAAACUCGAUUACACCAUUGCUCUUGAUGUUACGUCUUACUUAGCCCAUGAAACCGAGUACUUGCCUUGGAAAGCAGCUUUCAGUGCCAUAAACUAUUUGAACGAUAUGCUAAUCAAAACGCAGGGCUACGAUAAAUUCAGAUUGUACGUAUUAAAACUGCUGGAUAACGUAUACAAGCAAGUCGGUUUUACCGAUAAAGUGGGAGAUCCUCAGCUAACGGUUUUCACCCGAAUCGACGUUCUGAAUUGGGCAUGCGACUUUGACUACGAGGAUUGCGUAGUAAACGCCGUGCAGCAAUUCAAAAAUUGGCGUGACACUCCUAAUCCGGAUGUUAAUAAUCCAAUUUCACCAAAUUUAAAAGGGGUGGUUUAUUGCACGGCCAUUCGUGUGGGUGGACAGAGUGAAUGGGAUUUUGCCUGGCAGCGAUAUCGAGCGACCAAUGUAGGAUCAGAGAAGGAUUUGCUGUUACAAGCGUUGGGAUGCACAAGAGAGAUAUGGCUGCUUAAUCGUUAUUUGGAUUGGACCAUCACGGAAAAUUCGGGGAUCAGAAAGCAGGAUGUUGUCCGGGUAUUCGGAUCAGUUGCCAGCAACAUUGUCGGCCAACCACUCGCGUUUGACUACUUUAGAAAUAAAUGGCCGCGCCUUAGGGAAUAUUUUGGCACGUCACUAUUAACCGUUAAUAACAUCGUAAAAUCGUCAACCAGAGGAAUUAGUACAAAAUACGAACUGAAAGAUCUACUGGAAUUCGCAACUGAACACUUAGAGGAACUCGGCACUGCAACGCGGACCAUACAACAAGCAGUGGAGCAAGCGGAAGCUAAUAUACGAUGGAUCAACACCAAUCACGCGACGAUUCGCGACUGGUUACAGAGAAACACCGCGUAAUGAUCGACAUUGACAGGAAAUUAGUUCGUCUUCUGCGGUAUCGAAUUAAUACGAGUGAGUUGAUGUUUCCCGAGCGUCAGUAAUAUCGCUCGCGUUAAUUUCUCGCUGAAUUUAUCGUAGCGUCCAAAUAAAACGCAAAAAUUCGUCCAUACGCAGCAGAUUACAGAUGAAACACGAAGAGUGAAAAAUGCGAAAUAGUUAUUGUCAGAUUAUAUACGAGAGUAUUACGUGUUUUUGUAUGUAUUUGUAAAUAUACGGCCAGCAUUAUUGUAUUGUAUGUAAAUGAUAUUUAUGGGGAUAGCCCGAGUGGCUCCUCGGUGUGUUGCGCGUUUACGUUCUCGAUUAUGCCGAUAAAUUAUAUAGGAAAAGAUUACGUAUUUUAAACACGGGAAGGGGGUUAAUAACACUAGGAAUAUCUUUAUAAUAGAUAUUGAAUCGCGAUUGUUAUAGACGUUACUUUUUAGGCUUGAAGAAUUUUAUCGCAAUUUUCUGGGCAACGGAGAGAAUUCAUGUUCUGAAUAAUAGCGAAUGUUACGAGUUAGCGAGCUCGUCGCAAAAUUUUUCAAUUUUA
Messenger RNA from Linepithema humile (Argentine ant), 4145 nucleotides. RefSeq names its product Suppressor of ER stress-induced death (gene superdeath). Gene Ontology annotation, molecular function: peptide binding; zinc ion binding; metalloaminopeptidase activity. Gene Ontology annotation, biological process: peptide catabolic process; proteolysis. Gene Ontology annotation, cellular component: cytoplasm. The record is from RefSeq and is a predicted model, not a curated record. NCBI's taxonomy places the organism in Eukaryota, Metazoa, Arthropoda, Insecta, Hymenoptera, Formicidae.